Messenger RNA from Spirometra erinaceieuropaei, 2837 nucleotides. Lineage: Eukaryota; Metazoa; Platyhelminthes; Cestoda; Diphyllobothriidea; Diphyllobothriidae. The record is from the annotation of a GenBank genome assembly.
AUGUGGUAAGUUAGUGGAUGCUCGUUCAAUCGUUCCAUUGACCCAGGCAGCCAAACCUGAACAAAUUGUGCUCAUUGCAUUCAUCAGGAGCCGACCUUAUGGAGGUAAUAUAAGUCUUAAUUCUUGAUAACAAAAGCACUAAAGUUGUAUUUUUGGAUUGUAUUUACCGAUAUCGUCAAUCAUGAUUGUUGAACAUAUAUGUUCAACGCUGUUUGCAAUAUUCUAUAGAGCACCCUAGUUAGGGUAUUCUGAAGGUUAACCUUUAGAGAUUAUUUGACCAAUGCGUUUUUCAUCUUCGUUUCUGCCUCUAUCUUAGUAGAGCAGUCAAGGUUUCUCUUGAUAUAUCGUUGCGCACGGAACGUAUAACUUAGUCUGACUGGCUUACAUGAGCCAUCAAUAGAAAUCAACGACCUUUCUUACGGAAUUCUGCAUCUGUUUGUGAGCCCAAAUGAUAUUGAUAAAGUAAUUCUUUUGUUUAAGAUCGACCAAUUAUCCUUGCCAUAAUUGUAUAAACAAAAGAGAACAGGUCCGUUCUACGACAAAUGGCUCGUAACAUUAGUCCGACGAGUCUGAAAACAUAAGUGAGGAUGAAAUAUCCGCUUUUUAAUUUCGACUAAUAUUUCUUCCAGGUAGUGUAGCUACAUCCCAUUUUUAGUAGAAUAUGAGGGACCCUUCGCGGUUAGUGCGUCUUAUUAGGCGUAAAAUGUGCUCAAAAUUUUGCAUCAGUGUUAUUAAAAUGAAAUUUAGUUUUGCAAGAUGAUACUAUCGCUGAUUCUGCUGGCUGCGUCACUCUUUCUCCUACUUGUGGUAGUUAGCUGCACAAACGUAGGACGGCCCACAGACUUACUUACUCGGUAUUUCAGGGGACACAACCCUGAAGGCCAACAACGUGCGGUAAAUAGGAACUCCUGAUUUAUUAAUUACAGGAAACAAAACUUUCAUUUCGACCUGGUUAGCUCCUAUAAUCUAUAAUAUACGAAACUUGCUUAUUUUUGUAGAUGAAUUGGAUAAUAUUUUCCUCGAACUUGACUAUAGUUCGUUUCCUCAUUUGAAAUUUAUUAAUUAACCCUAUGUAAUCUGAGUUGGGAAACCCAUCCAGUUUUACUCACGAUUCUUAAUCGACAGAAUAAGUGGAACGCUGUGACGUCAUGGUUCGUUGGAGAUGCACUAACAAGUAGGAUAUUCGGGGAACGAAGUACUUCUUUCAAAAGUCGGAACAAGAUUUUUUCCUGUUCAGUUAAGAAGAUACGGCUAGCAAACGAGCGGCAUAAUUUAGCAUUCAAGUAAAAUACGAAAAUGUGCACAUAUUCCUCGUUCGAUUUCCAACUUUGAAAAGUGGUUCGUUGUUUACCUUCAGCGUCCAAGCGAUUUCGGCAGGCUGAACUGUUACAGAAACCGUGCUUUUGCAUUUAACUUUGCUUGCUUAAGCAUCAGAAUUCAAGAGUGCUUAUUGGAUCUUCUGAAAAAUGUUGCAUAUAAAACGCGAACAAAUUUUGCACAAGUCAAAUCUAAGAAGACUAAAAUAAAACUAUUAAGUCGAGUCUUAGUAGUGUUUUGCUUCCAAUUUUAAGAAUGUUUUCAUGGGAAACAGGUUUUUGUCUAUUAGUAUCCGGAUUUAAUUAUCUUUUGACCACCACGGAAGUGGCUUUUAUAAGAAGUAGUGCCACCUAUGUUUAAUGAUAUAUAAUUGUAAUAUCUGAGCAAACGGUUAACUUCGAAAAACAUACUGGGUUAAAAGCACCACCACACUUUCAACGCGAUUUUAUGACUUUGUGCUGACGCGAAGUCUACCAAAACUCAAAGGAAACAUUCUAAUAUUUUUGGGCGUAGUGUGAUUGGAUGCAAAGUUCACGGAGGCUUGUAAUGCAUUUCAUUUGCAGCACGUCUCACUCUCCCCUUAAAGACUAACAUUUUUAAUGAUACCAAGCCAAUUUUGUCUCUAGAAGUUGAACAAUUUUCAUGACCCUCUUUUGCCUUUAGUCAGCAUGAAAACAGUCCUAUAACUAUUUGUAUUUUUGGCAUUUAUUGCAUUUUUGAGCUAGUGGUUUCUAGAUCAAACAGGGUGUAGCAUCUUUUUUGAUUUUCUAUUCUUGUCUGUGACUAAAAUCGAGUAAGGCCAACGCGAUCUUAAGAAAUAGGUUUUAUUUACUGAAACAGACUCGGGUCAGUCUUCGUGAGACGGUUCGCGUAUCACCUAAGCCAUUGGUUAGGUAACUGUAUUAUUUCUCUUUGAAGAAACGUUACGAUAUCAACCGUAUGAAAUUUUAGCUGAAAACGAUAGACUAUAACGUGACUACGGUAAAAUCUAGAAGUUUUUCGUCCUGUUUUACUUACAACCUCUCCACAUGGUGUCAGAAUCACACCUGCCUAAAACUCAUGCACAUUGUGCGUCUCAAAAGGCCGGAAUAUCUGUUCCUCCAAUUUGUUCAUUAACCAUUUUCUCUCAGAAAUGCUGGAUAAAGUGGAAUUCUCAAGGUCUUCUGGAUUAUCAUGCGAAGUCGUCGGCAGCAAAUCACCCAGACUGGUACGCUCGCAGGAUGGCCGAUGUUCGAGCGACGGACUUGAAAUACACUCAGAAAUGGGCCUACGACAGGUGGGGCAAGCCAAAUAGCCUCAACGCGCUUGGUUUUAUCGGACCCGAAGAAGUCGUGAAAACUAGAGAAACUCGAUUUUUCUUGAGAGAUUGUAGCACAAGAAGGCCUCAGAAGGUGUCUGCAGACAUACCGACUGUUCGUUAUGGACAGCUCCAUCCGCCACAUUACGAUCAACCAAUGCGAGCUGAACUCUUUCCGCCUCUGGUUGACGCAAAACAUUUGCCAAGCCUGCAUCGCACAUGA